Messenger RNA from Rhagoletis pomonella (apple maggot), 1924 nucleotides. It is a transcript of the gene Cbp53E, whose product is annotated as calbindin-32. Gene Ontology annotation, biological process: regulation of long-term synaptic potentiation; regulation of presynaptic cytosolic calcium ion concentration. Lineage: Eukaryota; Metazoa; Arthropoda; Insecta; Diptera; Tephritidae. Gene Ontology annotation, cellular component: terminal bouton; synapse; dendrite. The record is from RefSeq and is a predicted model, not a curated record. Gene Ontology annotation, molecular function: calcium ion binding.
AGUCUGCAAAGGAUUCUCAAAGCAAACGCUUCAACAGCUAAAACGUUAAAAGCGACGCGCUCUUGAAAAUCUUGUGUACAAAAAUUAUUUGGAAGUGCAAAAAUAUUCCACAGAAAAAAAAAAUUUCAAAAAUAAAAAAAUUUGAAUAUUUUGGGAAUUUGCAAGCAUUUUUUUUCGUGUUAAAUUCUGAGCAAGUAAAAAGUGCUUUUUGAAUUUGAAAGAAAAAUUUGUGUAACAGCAUAAACAAAUUUUAACUGCUUAAUUACUUAAGUGGUGUAUGAAAAGUUUCAACUGAAUACUCGAACAAGCGGAAGUGUACGCCAACGCCAACCAGACAAGCAAAGCGCAGCGCAGCUAAAGAGGAAACACAAUAGCAGUUGACCAAUUCACGGACGACUUUACUGUCGAAGUCUAAGUGAACCGCCUGGUAAACCUCUGUCAAUAGUGAAACGCCGAUUUGUUGUUGCAGAGCGAAAGCAGUUUCAUCCACUUAGCAAUGGAAUCUCCUAGUGCAGCCACCGCUUCAGCUGCUGCCGCUGCAGCUGCCGCCAAACGCGUACAAAUCGAGAAGGCACACAAUUUUAUGCGUCAAUAUCGGGAUCCAGAAUCGCGUGAGCUAAAGAAAUUAUCAGCCAAUCAAUUUAUGGACGUGUGGGCACAUUACGAUAAAGAUGGUAACGGUUAUAUUGAAGGAACGGAAUUGGAUGGCUUCCUGCGGGAAUUCGUUUCGAGUGCCAAUGCCACAGACAUCAGUCCAGAGGCUGUCACCGACACAAUGCUUGAGGAGCUGAAAUCUUGUUUCAUGGAGGCUUACGACGAUAAUCAGGAUGGCAAAAUCGACAUUAGAGAGCUUGCCCAACUUUUACCAAUGGAAGAGAAUUUCCUUUUGCUUUUCCGUUUCGAUAACCCGCUGGAAUCGAGUGUCGAAUUCAUGAAGAUUUGGCGUGAAUACGACACUGAUAAUUCUGGUUACAUUGAAGCUGAUGAGCUGAAAAACUUUUUGCGCGAUUUACUGAAGGAGGCCAAGAAAAUUAAUGAUGUUUCCGAGGAUAAAUUAAUUGAAUAUACCGAUACGAUGUUACAAGUCUUCGAUGCCAACAAGGAUGGACGUCUACAACUCUCCGAAAUGGCCAAAUUGCUUCCGGUUAAAGAGAAUUUCCUUUGUCGUCAAGUUUUCAAGGAUGACUACGAUGCUCAAGAUUUGAAAGCCUUCGAGGAGACCAUACUGCGUGGUGUGGGCUAUGACAAAGAUGGUAAAAUCUCUCGUAAAGAACUCACAAUGAUACUGCUAACUUUGGCCAAAAUGCCACCAGAGGAUGAACAAUAAGUUUUUUUCCGCACACAAUACUCGUAGCAGUAACAACAAAAUUAGCUAAUUUGUAAAACAAAAAAAGGUGAAAGUGGUAUGGAAUGAAAAACACUUAACUUUUAAUGUUAAAAAUAUUUAAGACUUAUGAAAGUAAGCAAAAAUUUUGAUAGCAGUUAAAUGGAAAAUAGAAAAGUCAGCGCAUAAAUGGUUAAAAAGCCAAUAAAUUCCAAAAAAUUAAAUCACGAAGCCACACUUUUUAAUCGCUUGUGGUACACCAAUAAGCGAACACAAAUAAUAUACAAGAAAAAAUAGUUAAUUGAAAAAUAACAAUCACAAUAAUGCGAUUAAAAGUAAAAUAUUAUUAUAUUUAAAUAAAUAACAAAUUGCAAAAAGUCAGAAAAAAGGAUCGAAAAUUAAAUUAAAUUGCGAGCAACAAAGCAACACAAACUAACACAAGAAUACCACAAUAAAACAUUCAUCGAGGGAAAUUAUUUACUUUAAAAUGCUGCCGAUGUAAAGCAGUCAAUGAAAUAUAUACAUAUAUGUAUAGUAUAUGCAUGUAAAAUAUCAAAAUAAAUCAGCUGACGCAAAGAAAAAUAUAAAUAAAAAAUAUGU